CCGCGACCUCGCUGCUGCUCUAGGCUUAGAUCUCAUCACUAUGGCGGUCCUCCCGGGGCUUUCAGGUGCUCGUGCGAUCCUUCUGGCCACCCAUCUCUGCGCCAACGGCGAUGUCGCUGCGCUCCCGUCGCUACAGGCCCAAUUCCCUACCUACCUCCCACUCGAGCGUGUCUUGCGCAUCAUCCUGACCUUCCUCCCCGAGAGUGCGGAGCCCAGUACCUACAUCCCAGUGCUGCAAGCACUGGUCGAUGGACCGCUGCAAGGAGCCAAUACCGACAGCACUGCCAUCAACACCACGUCCAUCCCAGAUCUAUCCGAGGCCGUGGUGAGGAAACGUGUACGGAAGAUCCGUUUACUACCGCUGCAGUACCCCGACGAGGACACCCAGGAUUCGUCUGACCUGCUGGCCCAAUUCCUGAUUCACCGGGCCCAUCGCAUCGACUCAGAGACUGCACUGCAACCGCUCGUCCUCGACCUCCUCUUGCCCUUCUACGAACGCUCGCCAACGCUACGCACGUGGCUGAUCUCCAGUCUACUCCCGCUACUCCGCUUAAACUACGAAUACUACCCCAGCCCGGACGAGACAUUCUCGGUGGAGAUUCUGGAGUCUAUGGACAACAGCAUCGCCAUCAACGUUCUUCUUUCGAUGACCAGUGCGACGAAAGGCAGCAUGGACUUGGUAAAGAAUCUCCGGGGGCUCGUUGGGGCGUGGAUGUACGGCAGCAAUCGCACCAAGAGACGGAGGCUCAAUGAAGCGGCGCAAGAGAAUGCCAUCACUCUGCCCCAGGAUGGAGCACAGCCAAAAACAACUGCGGGCGUCGGGUGGCAGCAAGUGAACGAGUGGUUGCUGGCGCGCAGUCUGGUCGACCACGAGAGCGCGGUCAACGCCUUUGUCAACUGGGACGGGCCUGAGGAUGUUGACCUCGGGGGCUAUGCCGAAGAAAGUGAAGGCCUACCGAGCGAGGAGCUGAGCGAUCUGCGCACUCGAUAUGGUCAGACUGGACUGGCAGUUGUGUAUGCGAACUCCGACCCCAGCGGGACUGCUUUGGAGGGUUCCAUUCGGGUUCUGGCACGCAUCGCCGAUUUCUUGAAGCUGGGAGAAUCUUCAUAUCUCACAUCCGAUAUCUCAGAACUUCCGACGGUGAAGUUCGAUUCCGAGCUGAUCUCAUCAACCUCAAGAGUGUCCCUGAUGCAGAAUGCCCUGCUGGUCUCUUCAAACCCGUUGACGCGUCCUUCUUGCUCCUCUAUAUCAUUCCUCAGCGCAAUUUGCGUCUCUCUCCGGAUAUUGAACGAGUUUGGCCAUCCUACCCCGUCCAGGACAGCUUCAAAUAUAUGUCUUCAUUGUAAUGAAGAAACGCAGCUGCUUGAAUUGCGCAACAUAGUUGCUUCUGCCGUGAGACAAGCAAAGUCUGGCCGUGAUUGGAACAAGACCCGCCAACAAUUGCUCUGGCUGCGAGAUUGGCAAAGUGAUCGCUCGGACAUUCCAGAACAACUUACCUGUCAUGGCCUCUUCUGGAAAGUCCCGCAGGAAACCGUCGAUGCCGAGAUCUUGAAAGCACUGUUGGAAGUGAGAGAAUACAACCUUGCCGUGAGCAUCUACAUAGACGCCGGCUCGAGUCUGAGCCAGACACAAGUCGAGGGGGCUGUCAAAGAGGCCAUCUUCGCCGCGUACGACAAUGCAAGCAACGGCAAUCGGACUCGGGGCGGCAUGAAGAAAGCAUACGACAUCCUACAAGCUUUUCAACCGCACUUCGCGGAUUCUGCCUCGUUCAAGCAGAUCCAGGCUCUGAUCUCCGCAACUCACGCCCUAUCCUUCUACUCUCUUACCCUGCAGCACGGCGUCCCCUUCCAACCCGUCAGCAUUCGCGUCCACCCCGAUCCUCUCUCUCUGAUCGAGAAAAUCCUCGACCAAAACCUCAAGAGCUACACCAAGGUCGACGACCUGCUAGCGAUCGGCCGGAACCUCGUCGCUGCAGGCGUAUUUGCUCAUGUCACCGAUGAGAACGACUCCCCAUUCUCGUCUCCUCCCUCCAAGGAAGACACCCUCAUCACCGCCGAACGCCGCAUCAUGUCCCUCGCCAUCUCCUCUGCCCUUUCCUCCCACGACUUCGGCACCGCGUACUCCUACAUCCUCACCCGCCUCACUCCCCCAUCCCUUCUCCCCACCUCGUCCCCUCUCACCAACCCCUCCCCCAUCAAAGACGACAUCACCUGGCGUGCUGUCUACAACGCCGGCCGCUACCGCGCCCCCGCCACCAGCACCACCCCCAACAACCAAACCCAGAUCACCCACCUCUCCCAACGCAUGGAACUGCUCUCUCUCGCCCUCGUCCUCGCACCCACCCCCGACCCCCUCCCUGAAAUCCUCGGUGCCUGGCGCCGCUGCGACGAGGAACUUUCCAACCUCCGCGCGCGCGAAUCCGAAGAAGAAGACCUCUGGGACUCCAAAGGCGACACCAUCCCCGGCGGCUUCGGCCCCACGGAUAGCGAACAAGACGCGCUGGAGACCCGACAACACCACGCGCGUCGCGCGCGCGCCCACGCCUCCAACAACCGUCUCAACCACGAAGAAGCACCCAUGGGUCUAUUCGAGGUCGCUCGCGGCGCCGCGCUCGCCCUACAGAAGAACGCCUUCCCACUCCGCGCCGCCGCGUCAGCGUCAGUACCGCCGGCAUCAGACAACCACCCCGCCGCCCCUGCAUCCUCAUCCCGGAGUCACAUGCGCACCGCGUCCUCCACAUCCGACGACCAGCACGACGAAAGCCGCGUUCGAAAACGCGACGUCGUCAGCAACAUGGUCACGGAUGGGCUGGUCAGUGGAUUGGGCUGGGUGCUGGGUGCUCAGCCUGUCAAUCGGUAAUGAGAUUUGCGUUUAUCCAUUUAUAUUUAUUCAUUUGUCCAUAUAUCCAUGCAUCUACCUAUCCAUUCUAUCCAUCUAUGCAUACAUUACCUCUUUUCCUGUUUUACUUAGCCAGGUGGUAUAUGUGUGUCUGUUAUGUACUGUGUCAAUUAACGAAGUAUGAUACGUCAUUAAUAUCUAUCUCCCUUACCUCUUCUUCCGACCUACCUACCUACCAUAUGUUCCUCACGCAUAUGCAUAUGUCCUCCUCAUCUUUCAUGAUCUUGUAUUGUAUUGGU
Aspergillus heteromorphus CBS 117.55 is the source of this 3138-nucleotide messenger RNA. RefSeq names its product secretory pathway Sec39 family protein. Gene Ontology annotation, biological process: retrograde vesicle-mediated transport, Golgi to endoplasmic reticulum. The transcript has 3 exons. Bases 41 to 2860 code for a protein of 939 amino acids. NCBI's taxonomy places the organism in Eukaryota, Fungi, Ascomycota, Eurotiomycetes, Eurotiales, Aspergillaceae. The record is from RefSeq and is a predicted model, not a curated record.